GUGUAAUGAGUUCUGUGGUGGAGGCGGCACCCAGUAGAGUCCAGCCGUAUCUCAGACUGAUGAGAGUAGACAAGCCAAUUGGGACUUGGCUGUGCUAUUGGCCCAGUGCUUGGGGCAUUGCUCUGGCUGCAGACCCAGGCCAGUUCCCCAGCCUUACAUGCUGGCCUUGUGUGGCCUAGGAGCUCUGGUGGUCAGAGGGGCUGGCUGUACCAUCAACGACAUGUGGGACAGGGACUUCGAUAAAUCUGUUGAGCGGACACGUUCCAGACCCAUAGCAUCGGGUGACAUCAGUCGUGGCCGGGCAUUGGUAUUUCUAGCUGCUGAGCUUGGCGUUGCACUGGGAAUUUUACUGACUCUGAACACGUACUGUGUAGUUCUUGGAUGCAUUGCUGUGGUACCCAUCGUCAUUUAUCCACUCAUGAAGAGGUUUACAUACUGGCCUCAAGCUUUUCUUGGUCUGACAUUCAACUUUGGCGCUUUGAUCGGCUAUGCAGCUAUCCACGGGUCAUGUGACUGGAGAAUUAUUCUGCCAUUGUAUGCCUCAUGCAUUGCCUGGACCAUAGUGUACGACACCAUUUAUGGACAUCAGGAUAAGAGAGAUGACUUGGCCCUGGGUCUGGGAUCCACCUCCAUCCUGAUGGGAGAGAACACCAAGUAUUGGUUGACAGGCUUUGGUGUUGCCAUGGUGUCUGGUCUGGUGCUGGUGGGUGCUAUGGCAGAGCAGACUGCAGCAUACUACUUAGCUGUGGCUCUAACUGCUGGUCACAUUGGCAACCAGGUGUGGACAGUCGAUAUCCACAAUCCCCAGGACUGCUGGAACAAGUUCCGCUCCAACCAGCGACUGGGCGCCAUCAUCUUUGCCGGCAUCGUCGCGGGGACUCUGGCAAAAGUGUCCAGUAGUGAGCAGCGCAAGGCAGCAGAACCAGAAGAUGGUGAAGAGCAAGCUGUUGCCAGCUGACAGGAGGAAUCACUCACCCCUCACCCAGACUACCAACUGCACCAGGAUAGUGGGAAUUUUGCUGUGCCUGAAUGCCGUAGAUAGUUGUGCCCUACAAUCCCGAACUGUGUGAUGAGAAAGAAAUUCGACAGGUUCCCCCGGUGGACUUUUAAUCGUUGUGCUUGGUCAAGGGAUUCAGCCAUUGAAAUGCAAAGAAGAAACCAUCUAAUGACUCAGUGUCAGUCGCAAGGAAAUGGACACUGGAGACAGCAGCAACAGGGGACAGAAGUGUGGCAUGAAUUCUCACAGAGUCCAGUAACUCUGCCAGAGGGGGUCAAAAUUGGCACAAAUGCGUCAUAGUUGUCAUGCAUUUUGGCCCCGAAAUGCUCUCACAUGUAUUCUCAAAAUUCUGCAGAGUAAAAAAGGGCCAUAACAUCAACCUUUCCAACUUCUACAGUUGACAGUGACAUUGAAGAAACCCACUUGCACAGGGAGUUUGUUUAAACCUUUUUGAUGACUUGCUAAAUUUCACGUUUUUCUAAGAAUGGAGGAAAACAUUCUGCUGCAGCUGGUGGACAGUGCCUCUAAACUUGAAACAUUGCAAGAGGAAGACCACCUCUGUCCCCUGUCCUUUUUUAUUUCCUUAGAAUCAGCCCUCCUUGAAAAUUAAGAAACUUACAUUCUGUAGACAAGAAGCCAAGCAGAUGAAAAAUUUAACUGCGAGUUCCUCAUCGUAAUCGAAAAUAAUUUGUGUUAUCCAAGCCAGAAAGUCAAAUAUCUCUUAAACACAGUUGAAUAAUGCAAAGUGUUGCCACUAUCCCCUGCAUAAUUGGGAUUUAAGUAGAAUGAAGGGAAGGCUGGUUCCUUUAAAUUUUCAAAUUUGUUUUUAGAAAUGAAUCGAGUUAAAAUGGUGAAACAGCCAGUGCAAGAUCGGUAAAGAAUGUUAUUUUGAUUUUCAAAGAGACAUUAGCACAUGAAAAUACAUGAGUAGUACAUAUUGUACAUUCAUCUUAUUGGGUUAUUGUGAAGAGUUCCAAAAACAGGAAUAUUUUUACAAAGUUAUGUCUGAAAUUUGCUGUAAAAAUGGAACUGAAAAAAAAUGCUUGUAUGUGUAAAUGCAAUGUUAUUUGGCUAACAAGGUUAUGAUAGAUACCCAGUAUUUUUAGGUCCAGUCAAACAAAAGAACACUUUGACACCGUUUGAAAUGUAAAUUCUAGAUUCCACAUGAUAGGAAUUGCCAUUUUGAAAGCAUCAUUUGCUGUCAUAUGUAAUGGCUUUCUGUUCGUCUGUUUGCUCUUUCAGAAUUUACCGAUCUUGCAUGUGGUUUCUUGAGCAUAAUUAGCACUGACAAUAUUGAUACAAGUUCAUCUGCAACUACAUUUCUUCAUCAACAACCCUGUCCUCCCCCUUCCCCAAACUUGCAGAAAAAAAAUGCAAAUUUGAUUGUAUUUUGCCCAGAGCAUCAGUUCUGUGGAUCCUGACAUCCAGUACCACUGGCAAUUAGUAGUAGUAUUGCAAACAUGCUGACCAACCUGGAAAAAAUCUGACCGUUGAAAGAUCCCUAUUGAGAUGUGGAGAUAUUCAUGUACUGAACCGCAGAGGUCAAAGAUCAUUCCAACUUCAAGUGUUAGCUGUGAUCUCCCCUGUUGCCUUUAUUUUUCUCAGAUACGAUCAAAACUAAACUACACGUAAACAUACUUUUUGAAUUCGUAAACAUGCAUGAUGUUGGUAUGUCAGUGCUGGUUUUGCUCAUGAUAUUCAAUAUGUUAAGAAUUUGGUAUUAACAAUGCAUAUCUUUGCAUUUUAUCACCAGGCAAACCGAAAUAAAAAACCAAAGCCCAGCCACAUGCAGGCCCUCCUGGUGCGUGCACGUGUGUUCCCUGCCCGCAGACGCUGACAGGUUGGUGGUUGCCCGCUAUCUGCAUCGGCUUGUGAAUCGGCUGUUGGUGAUGUAUGCAACCUCCCAAAAUCUUGUGAGUCUGGGUGAUUGUGGAUACCUCAGUAGACAGCAACAUGGUAAGGAUCCUCUGAACUUUGGCAAUUGGUCAAUUUGUCUACCAAGCAGAUGUUACAUGUCCACUGCUCCAGGGAUGGCAAAUCAAGAGAAUACUUCUGCGCCUGCUCCGCCAUUGGUCGCCUGACAUUUCAAGAGUUCUCAUUCAUCAGUAUCUUCGAUCUGAGAAAAAUGAAAUUUUCAGCAUCAUUUAAUUUUUGUGAACUUUCUAGGAUGUUGUACAAUGCCUUUUGAUGUUUGACAAUUGCUUGGCCACAUUUAUCCUGAUACUUCCACAGUGUAAAGCCGAAAUCUCACUCUGUUGUAUUUGCCUAUUUAAAUUCCAAAUUUUGUAACUUUUACUUUCAAAGAAACAGUAUACAGUAAAGAAAACUUCAUGUAGUAAACUCAUUGAAAAGAAGAUGAAGGUAUAACCAGACACCCUUGAAUGAGGUAUUCAUGGCUUUGGUAGCAUACACACAUUUUUGAUAACCAAUACUUUCUUCGAUCUGCAUUUGCAAGUAAAAUUACAAAUGAUCAACUGUCAUGUUUUCAACUCUCAACGAGAAUAUUUUCAUGAAAUACAUGAAAGAAGCUUCCCUGAAGAGAGAGUUUUUCUCUAGUACAAGUCUUAAGUGGGAAAGUGCCAUCAACUUUAUCAAUUAUGCGUCAUUUUAAAAUAUGAAGAUAACUAUAAAAAGGAGAAACAAAGAAAGUCAAACUCGAAGUUCUGCAGAGAGAGUUUGGUUUGCUAGAGAGAGAACCACACUGUUAGGUUGCUUGGUGGACGAUGCAUCCAGGCCAUUCACUCAAAUCACAGGAGUCGCACUCAGUCGCGUGGAUUGUCCCCACUAAAGACAGAAUGUCCACAGUGUUUGGAUAACCGCACUGUACAUGUGCCUUUGAACUCACUGAAUUGUCUGAGUGUAUUGAAUUAGAGAAUGCCAUAAACUUUCUCACCCCUGAAAGAUACAUGUAGAAUAGAAUGCCUUCCUAAAACAUAAAAGAGGGGCACUGUAAUGCAGUGGGACAAAAAGUGAAUCUGGGGCCUGCUGCUGUCAAAAAUGGGGUGAAUGGCCAGGGAGAUUGGGUAGCAAUCUGCCUCUCAGUAUCCUAAACAGAAACUGUGGCAUCGACACGGGGAGCCAGUCCCGGCUACAAGGUCCAUGGUAAGUUUAAUUGAAGUUUGUAAAAUUGAUUCAUGCACUGGUGUGAACAAAAAUGGUUGUACAUCCUGAUAUCUUACUUGCUAAACCCAACUUUGUAUCUCAUGGCUAGGAGUAGGACUGUAGUCUGUAUGAACAAGGUGGUAAUGUGCAGAUGGUCUUCAGUCUAAGGCAAUAUGAAGUGGCGUAGCAACUGGGAAGGGGGAGGGAUAGGGAACCAGACCUUCUGUAAACUGGUAUAUUUGUUGGUUGAUCUACCAAAGUAACAGACAUCCACUUAGUAGUCAACUAACUCCACUUAACGAAAUGCACCCAGAGCUGCUAAGUAUUGAUGGACAAGAAAAAAAAUAAAUUUGAGUUUUAGUGAUCCCUUUCAGAAAAAACAAUCACUUGACAAAUUCCUCAAUCAACAAGAAAUUGUCAAAGAGUAAGUUUGUAGUUAACUUCAAGUGUGAAUACAAGGAGUUCUUGAAAAAUACCGGUCUUCAAAUUGUGUUUUUUUAACCCACUAAGAGGCCAUUUUCGGUCCCAUGUAUUUUAUUCCAGUUCCUUUGGUACCAUCCAGGGUGAAUAUUGCUUUUUAUUCAAGUUCUGAGGACUCGAGAACUCUAAUAUUUCAUGCUCAGAUUUUAAAAUUUUGUUAUUGAAAAAUUACACAGCUGAUGAAGUUUACAGAUGUAGAUCCUCCCUCCCCCAUAAACCCAGGCUACGCCACUUACUAGCAAUGAACAGAGUCAUCUCCUGAAAUCAAAGAGCUGACUUGCCAGAAACUUGCUUGGCAUUGUACAAAAUGGUUUCUGCACAGAACUUGAUCGAUGCAUUGUGCUGCAAAUGAUGGUCUGGCCUGAGCUUGCAAAAUACUUGUUCCACUUCAGGCGAAGAUGUUCUUGACUUUCUGAGGGGAAAAACCCAUUCUAUGGCUGGAGAUCCAAGAGGGUCAAGCCAAGUAGAGAGCAAUGCCGUUGCUGGCAUAACGUGGCCUACUGACAGUGUUUACACCAGAACUUCUCAGGGGAAAAACCCAUUUUCUGAGGGG
This is a messenger RNA of Acanthaster planci (crown-of-thorns starfish), 5132 nucleotides long. RefSeq names its product 4-hydroxybenzoate polyprenyltransferase, mitochondrial-like. Gene Ontology annotation, cellular component: mitochondrial inner membrane. The record is from RefSeq and is a predicted model, not a curated record. NCBI's taxonomy places the organism in Eukaryota, Metazoa, Echinodermata, Asteroidea, Valvatida, Acanthasteridae. Gene Ontology annotation, biological process: ubiquinone biosynthetic process. Gene Ontology annotation, molecular function: 4-hydroxybenzoate polyprenyltransferase activity.